Culicoides brevitarsis is the source of this 582-nucleotide messenger RNA. RefSeq names its product pro-resilin-like. The record is from RefSeq and is a predicted model, not a curated record. The coding region runs from base 1 to 582 and encodes 193 amino acids. Lineage: Eukaryota; Metazoa; Arthropoda; Insecta; Diptera; Ceratopogonidae. The transcript is spliced from 3 exons.
AUGAAUACAUUUACAGUGUUUAUGGCCUUUGCAUUGGCAGCAUGCGUCGUCGCUGAAGCUCCCGGUCCAUAUGCCGCAGCUCGCCCAUCAUCGAACUACGCUCCAGGCGCUGGCGGUAAUGGCGGCGGUCAACUCUUCCAACUCGUUGCCGUAAGCGGCGGAAACGGCGGACACGGAGGCAGCAGCUUCGGUUCAGCUGGCGGAUUCGGCGGAUCCGGUGGUUUCCAACAAAACAACGACAACUCUCAAACCAACGAAGGACAACAAGUCGAUCCCCAAUUGUUGGAACAAGUUAAGCAAAUCUUGUUGCAAGAAGAAAGCAAAGCUUCCGCUGGAUCUCAAUUCAACUCUGGAUCCGGAGGUGCUCCAUCUGGCUCAUACGGACCCCCAUCUCAACAAUAUGGCGCUCCAUCUCAACAAUAUGGUGCUCCAGCUGCUGGCGGCGGUCGCGUUGUUGCCAUCGAAUUGGAACCCGUUCAACAAGGACGUCAAGUUGCCAGCUUCUCCCAACAAACGCAAGAACAAUCCAACUCCCCAGCUGGAUCAUAUGGCCCACCACCACGCACUGGAGGACGCUAUUAA